AUGGUUGUAGUUGUGCAGCGCCCUAUAUCACUUCACCGCUUCUCUCAGAAUGUGAAAGAUGGGAAGUCACAAUUACAAAGGAGAUCAUUCACAAUCUCCUCUUCACUGCCUGAGACAGCGGUUUCAGUGGCUGUAGCUGCAACUUUUGUUGGUGCAGCAGCCACUCUUCUUGUACAGAGAUCCAAAACUUCUGAGUCCACACAAUUAAAGAUUGAACUCAAAGAAUGCGAAGAUUGUGGAGGUUCUGGCGUAUGUUCAGCCUGCAAAGGUGAAGGAUUUGUGCUUCGGAAACGUUCCGAUGCAAGUGCUCAGAGGGCAAGAGAUCUAUCUAAAAACAUGGCUACUCGAUUCACAGACGGGCUUCCGAAGAAGUGGAGCUACUGUACAAAAUGCUCUUCUAGCAGAUCAUGUUUAACAUGUGGUGGAAGUGGGAAGCUAAACUAA
Messenger RNA from Lathyrus sativus (Indian pea), 444 nucleotides. Lineage: Eukaryota; Viridiplantae; Streptophyta; Magnoliopsida; Fabales; Fabaceae. The record is from the annotation of a GenBank genome assembly.